UUUGUUUAGUUUUGAUAAACUUACUUAUCGGGGUGGCAGGAAAUGGCCUUUCCGUGGGACUGGAGCCAAAUCAGGAAGCUUCCGAUUUUCUUUAUUUUUCCCAAAAAACACUUUCAGCGAAUCCCAUCCUCUCCUGUUUCGCUAUGAAAUGCACCAGCACUGUUGGCUGGAGCUGAAGACUGCAGUAGACUUUUUGGGGAGUUGAAGUGAUCCUUUUGUAAUAUAUUAAUAAUAAAUAAAUAGUAAUAUUUGGAGUUGCCUUACAAGAAUUCUCUAAUUUGAUCCAGACUCGAGAUGAACCAGAAAAGGCUCAACAGAUACUCCAAAUGGGACGAGAGGAGGUCAACCGUGGUCUAUGGCCUGCGCUCCGUUGCAUUCAACAGCUUGAACAUGUUAACCCUCGGGGUAGAGUACGGAACUUGGGCCAGGGAGACGAAGAGUACUUCUGUGGACCAGGCUAGCCAGCGGGACAGACAGCGGGGUGAUAAGACCGACGGAUCGGAGGUUGUGACCGUCUCCGCGGCGGAAGGGACGCAGGUCUUGCCCGAUAAGAGGCUUCACAGCCGCUCCUUCACGCAGCGGCCUGGGACGGAUUUUCAGUCUGCGUGCGUGCAACCGGCCAACGAGGCGGGUCAAGGGAGGUUCGGUUCUGCCAUGAACCUGCCGGACAUGAUAAAGAUUCACGAGGAAUACAAAGUGCACGUCUCCGAGAUAUUUCAACCCUGGAGCAGCAGAAUGGCUCGCUUCGGAGACGACCUACCAACCCGCUAUGGAGGCGGCGGUCCGGCAGGCGCUGGGAGAGGGGGAAGCCGGCAGGGAGGCCCCCAAGUCGCGCCAAGGAUGUACAAGCAGUCGAUGGCUCAAAGGGCCAGGACUAUGGCUCUCUACAACCCCAUCCCCGUCAAACAAAACUGUUUUUCGGUUAACAGAUCCCUCUUCAUCUUUAGCGAAGACAAUAUCAUACGAAAAUAUGCCAAACGAAUAACCGAGUGGCCUCCAUUUGAAUACAUGAUUCUAGCCACAAUCAUAGCAAACUGCAUCGUCCUGGCGUUGGAACAGCACCUACCAGCAAGGGAUAAGACACCGAUGUCAGCGAGACUGGACGACACAGAACCCUACUUCAUUGGAAUUUUUUGUUUUGAAGCUGGCAUAAAGAUCAUUGCCCUGGGCUUUGCCUUUCACAAAGGCACCUACCUGCGGAAUGGCUGGAACGUCAUGGAUUUCGUAGUCGUCCUGACCGGUAUUUUGGCCACAAUCGGGGCAGACUUUGAUCUAAGGACCUUAAGAGCUGUCAGAGUGCUACGGCCGCUGAAACUCGUGUCAGGGAUUCCAAGUCUCCAGGUGGUCCUGAAGUCUAUCAUGAAGGCAAUGGUGCCCCUGCUGCAGAUCGGGAUGCUGCUCUUCUUCGCUAUCGUCAUGUUCGCCAUCAUCGGCUUGGAGUUCUACAUGGGCAAGUUCCACAAGACCUGCUUCAGCAACGAAACAGGUGAGCAGGUGGUAGAUUACCCCUGCGGCACCGAGCUCCCUGCGAGGACCUGUCCCGUCGGCUCAGAGUGCAGGGAGUACUGGAUCGGACCCAACUUCGGCAUCACCAACUUCGACAACAUCCUGUUCGCAGUGCUCACCGUCUUCCAGUGUAUCACCAUGGAGGGCUGGGUGGAGAUCCUGUACAGUGCGAAUGACGCUGCAGGAAACACAUGGAACUGGCUGUACUUCAUCCCGCUUAUCAUCAUCGGCUCCUUCUUCAUGCUCAACCUGGUGCUGGGAGUGCUGUCCGGAGAGUUUGCUAAAGAGCGCGAGAGAGUGGAGAAGAGGAGGGAAUUCCUGAAGCUCCGCAGGCAGCAGCAGAUCGAACGAGAGCUGAACGGGUACCUGGAGUGGAUCUGUAAGGCAGAGGAAGUUAUGUUAGCUGAAGAAGAUAAGAACGCAGAGGAGAAAUCUCCCUUGGAUGUUUUGAAAAGAGCGAAAACGAAGAAGAGCAAGAACGACCUGAUCCACGCGGAGGAAGGGGAGGACCACUUCACUGACAUCACCUCCAUGGGAUCUCCGUUCGCACGAGCCAGCCUGAAGAGCGGGAAGAACGAAAGCUCCUCCUACUUCAGGCGCAAGGUGAAGAGGUUCCGAUUCUUCAUUCGCCGCAUGGUGAAGGCGCAGAGCUUCUACUGGGCAGUCCUCUGCGUGGUGGCCCUCAACACUCUCUGUGUGGCCAUCGUGCACUACGACCAGCCGCAGUGGCUCACCGACGCACUGUAUUUCGCCGAGUUUGUUUUCCUGGGGCUGUUUCUGACCGAGAUGACUUUGAAAAUGUACGGGCUGGGCCCACGGAACUACUUUCACUCCUCGUUUAACUGUUUCGAUUUUGGGGUGAUCAUAGGCAGUAUUUUUGAGGUGAUCUGGGCUGCAGUGAAGCCCGGGGCUUCGUUUGGUAUUAGUGUGCUGAGAGCUCUGAGACUGCUGAGGAUUUUCAAAGUGACGAAGUACUGGAACUCUCUGCGUAACCUGGUCGUGUCUCUGCUCAACUCCAUGAAGUCCAUCAUCAGCCUGCUCUUCCUGCUCUUCCUCUUCAUCGUGGUCUUCGCUCUGCUGGGCAUGCAGCUCUUCGGCGGACAGUUUAAUUUCGAGGAGGAAACGCCAACAACAAAUUUCGAUACAUUUCCUGCCGCGAUUCUCACGGUCUUUCAGAUCCUGACCGGUGAGGACUGGAAUGCAGUGAUGUAUCAUGGGAUUGAAUCCCAAGGUGGCGUCCGCAAAGGAAUGUUCUCGUCCAUCUAUUUCAUCAUCCUCACCUUGUUCGGUAACUACACACUGCUCAAUGUCUUCUUGGCCAUUGCUGUUGACAACUUGGCCAAUGCACAGGAACUAACAAAGGAUGAGGAAGAACUGGAAGAGCAAACCAAUCAGAAACUUGCCCUCCAGAAGGCCAAGGAGGUAGCAGAAGUCAGCCCCAUGUCGGUCACUAACAUUUCCAUCGCAGCGGAGCAGCAGAAGGCGAUGAAGCUGAUGUCGGUGUGGGAGCAACGCACCACGCAGAUCCGGAGGCACAACCUGCAGGCGAGCUGCGAGGCUCUGUACAACGAGCUGGACCCCGAGGAACGCAUGCGACUCUCCUCCUUGCUGCACAUCCGACCCGACAUGAAGACGCACCUGGACCGCCCCCUGGUGGUGGAGCCCCGCAACAAUGUGGGGGAGGCAGCAGAGAAACCCCCGGCCCAGGAAACCACCGACACGGCCCCCAGGAAACACCACCGCCACCGGGACAAAUCGGCCGAGCAGCAGCAGGACAAAACAGAAGUGACCAACGAGAACGGAGAGUCCAACGGGAAAGAGGGGAGGCACCGCUCCCACCACAGCCGGAGCAAAGAACUGGAAUGCAAGGAGGGGAAGAGCGAGCGCAGCCGGAGCAGGGAAGGGGGGAAGAGGCACCACCACCAGGUCUCUGUGGAGGAGGGGGCGGAGAAGGAGCACAGGAGGCACCGGUCUCACCGGCACUCCGCCGAGCGCCAGGCCAAGGAGGGCAACGGCACCAUCAACAACGGGAAGGGAGAGAGGCGCCCCCGGCACAAGGAUGGUUCUCGAUCCACCAACAAAGAGGGAGAGGCAGGAACCAAGGGGGAGAACGGGGAGCGGCCAGAGAAACGUCACAAGCACCGCUCCAAAGCCAUGUCCACUUACGAGGGGGAGGAGAGGAAGGAGAACGGGGAGAAGGAGGGAGAGGCUGGGGAGAAGGAGCGCAAGAACCACUGGCCAAAGGAGAAUCAGGCUGAGACAGAGCCAGGAACCCUGGCCUCCACACCCCUGCAAGCCCCAGGCAGCCUGAGGCCAGUGGAGGAGAAGCCGGAAGACUCGGACAACCAGAAGAACGUGAAGCGAACGAUGCAGACGAUGGACAACACCAACACUGUGCACAUCCCCGUCACCAUCACGGCACCGCCUGGGGAGACCACCGUCAUACCCAUCAACAACAUUGAUUUCGAAACUUUGGCAAAAACUGAAGAGAAAAAGAACCUGGAAGAUCUCACCAGAAACGGACCGAAGCAAAUCCUGCCCUACAGCUCCAUGUUUGUGUUCACUCCAUCCAACCCUGUGCGGAGGCUGUGCCACUACAUUGUGAACCUGCGCUACUUCGAGAUGUGCAUCCUGGUGGUGAUCGUCAUGAGCAGCAUCGCCCUGGCAGCCGAGGAUCCAGUGGAGGCCGAGGCUCCCAGAAACAAGGUCCUCAAAUAUCUGGACUACGUUUUCACGGGAGUCUUCACGUUUGAAAUGGUGAUCAAGAUGAUCGAUUUGGGCCUGUUGCUUCACCCCGGGUCUUAUUUCCGAGACUUGUGGAACAUUCUGGAUUUCAUUGUAGUCAGUGGUGCCUUGGUAGCGUUUGCCUUUUCAGGAACCAAAGGAAAGGACCUCAACACAAUCAAAUCCCUGCGAGUACUCCGAGUCCUCCGGCCAUUGAAGACGAUCAAGCGAUUGCCCAAACUGAAGUCGGUGUUUGACUGUGUGGUAAACUCUCUGAAGAACGUGCUCAACAUCCUGAUUGUCUACAUGCUCUUCAUGUUAAUCUUCGCUGUCAUCGCCGUGCAGCUCUUCAAAGGGAAGUUCUUCUACUGCACCGACGAGUCCAAGGAGCUCGAGAAGGACUGCAGGGGUCAGUUUUUGGAUUACGAGAAGGACGAAGUGGACGCACAGCCCCGGGAGUGGAAGAAAUAUGAUUUCCAUUAUGACAACGUGCUGUGGGCCUUCCUGACGCUCUUCACUGUCUCAACGGGAGAGGGCUGGCCAACCGUCCUGAAGCACUCCGUGGAUGCCACCUAUGAAGACCAGGGUCCCAGCCCCGGCUUCCGCAUGGAGAUGUCCAUCUUCUACGUAGUCUACUUCGUGGUCUUCCCCUUCUUCUUUGUCAACAUCUUUGUGGCUUUGAUCAUCAUCACCUUUCAGGAGCAGGGUGACAAAGUGAUGUCGGAGUGCAGCCUGGAGAAGAACGAGAGGGCCUGUAUUGACUUUGCCAUGAGUGCCAGGCCUCUGACCCGCUACAUGCCCCAGAACAAGCAGGCCUUCCAGUACAAGAUGUGGAAGUUUGUGGUGUCUCCCCCCUUCGAGUAUUUCAUCAUGGCCAUGAUCGCCCUCAACACUGUGGUGCUCAUGAUGAAGUUCCACGGAGCCCCCGAUGUAUAUGAAGCCAUGCUGAAAUACCUGAACGUUGUGUUUACAGCUCUCUUCUCCUUGGAGUGUAUUCUGAAGAUCAUUGCGUUUGGUCCACUGAAUUACUUAAAGGAUGCCUGGAACGUGUUUGACUUUGUCACGGUACUGGGAAGUGUCACUGACAUUCUGGUCACCGAAAUUAAAGUGAGUAAUAAACUGAUCAACCUGAGUUUCCUGCGGCUGUUCCGAGCGGCAAGACUGAUCAAACUGCUCCGGCAGGGCUACACCAUCCGCAUCCUGCUGUGGACCUUCGUCCAGUCCUUCAAGGCUCUGCCCUACGUCUGCCUCCUCAUCGCCAUGCUGUUCUUCAUAUAUGCCAUCAUUGGAAUGCAAGUGUUUGGAAACAUUGCUCUGAAUGGUGAUACCUCAAUCAACCAUCACAACAACUUCCGAACUUUUUUCCAGGCUCUUAUGCUGCUGUUCAGGAGCGCUACGGGGGAGGCCUGGCACGAGAUCAUGCUGUCUUGUCUGAGUAAACGUGACUGCGACAAGCGCUCAGGGUCAGACGGUAAAGAGUGCGGCAGCGACUUCGCCUACUUCUACUUUGUGUCCUUCAUCUUCCUCUGCUCUUUCCUGAUGCUGAACCUCUUUGUCGCUGUCAUCAUGGACAACUUUGAGUACCUGACUCGAGACUCCUCCAUCCUGGGGCCUCAUCACCUGGACGAGUUCAUCCGCGUCUGGGCAGAGUACGACCCUGCAGCCUGUGGGCGCAUCACUUACCUUGAUAUGUAUGAGAUGCUGCGACACAUGUCCCCACCCUUAGGACUGGGAAAGAAAUGUCCUGCCAGAGUCGCAUACAAGCGGCUUGUGAAAAUGAACAUGCCGAUCGCCGAAGACAACACUGUGCACUUCACCUCCACACUCAUGGCCCUGAUCAGAACCGCUCUGGAGAUCAAGCUGGCCUCAGGUGUGCCAAAUCAGCACCAGAGCGACGCCGAACUGAGGAAGGAAAUCUGCACAGUCUGGCCCAAUCUUUCUCAGAAGACGCUGGAUCUGUUGGUGACUCCUCACAAGCCUAACGAACUGACUGUGGGUAAGGUCUACGCAGCCCUGAUGAUCUUUGACUACUACAAGCAGAACAGGAUCAAGCGGAUCCAGCAGCAGCAGCAGCAACAGCAACAGCAACAGCAACAGCAGCAGCAGUCCGCAGGGGGACUGGCCCAGAACAAGACGGGCGCCCUCUUCCAGCCCAUGUUGCCGCUCACCUUCAUGCAAGACCAGAAGCCUCCUCUGAACAACGUGAAGCCCAGCUCUGCCUCGCUCAACAACGGGGGCGCACUGCCUGGACAGGAAGGGACUAGUAAGGAACCUCCAUACUGGGUGACGGAGCGCACUCAGGAAGUGUUUCAACGGAGCAGCAAGCGUACGAUCGAGAGAGGGCACUCUGAGGACACCCCAAACAGCGCCGGUGUGCAGGAGUCAGUGGAGAUGAGGAAGAUGGACUCCCAUGGGGAUCCUCAGCCUGGGCUAGAGAGCCAGGGCCGGGCAGCCUCCAUGCCACGGCUGACAGCAGAGACACAGCCGAUCCCGGACUCCAGUCCAAUGAAGCGCUCCGUGUCCACGCUGACCCCACAGCGCCCCCUGGAGGUGAACCUGCAGGAUUACUCUCUGGAGCCCACGGCCCCCGACCGGACACACCACCACCACCACCACCACCACCACCGCUGCCACCGGCGCCGAGACAAGGACAGGAAGCAGCACUCGCUCGAGAGGUCCCCCAGCCGCCAGGCCAGCACAGACGCAGGUACGCCCGGUGACCCAGCAUCCUCCACCCUGCUAGGGGAGCCUGCGUCGCGGGACAGGGGGCGCGAGAGGGGGCGGUCCCACGAGAGGAAGCAUCACUCCUCUUCCUCGGAGAAGCAGCGAUACUACUCCUGCGACCGCUACGGGAGCCGAGACCACUCCCAGCCCAAAUCCAGCAACCCGAGCCGCUCCACCUCCCCCUGUGAGGGCCAGGACAGACAGGGCAGUGGUUCAGUUAAUGGGAGCCUGGUGAUGUUGAGCUCUGGUGCGAGCACCCCUUGCCGAGGACGCAGGCAGCUGCCUCAGACGCCCCUCACCCCCCGCCCUAACGUUACCUACAAGACGGCCAGCUCCUCCCCUGUGCAGUUCAGCGCCGGCUUGCCCAGCUUCUCUCCGGCCCGGCUGAGUCGAGGCUUAUCCGAGCACAACGCUUUGCUGUGCGGAGACUCCCAGAACCAAUCCCACGUCGCUGUGACCCGCAUCGGCUCCGACCCUUACCUGGGACACAGGAACGAUUCUGAUGGGCCAGAAGACAUGCUGACCUUCGAGGACGCUCUGGCCUCCAACAUAGGACGAGCCCCCAGGACUCCUUACGCGGUCUCCACCCCAACGCAGCCCCAGCAAAGCAGGGGGGUCCCCAACGGCUACCAUUACGCUGUGGGUGUCAACGCGGGCCCCGGCUCAGGCACUAGGGGGCGCCGGUACUAUUACGAGGCGGACCAAGAUGAUUGGUGCUAGCAUGGCUUUAAAAACAAAGCAAGGUUCUUGCAGAUUUUUAUGCAUUCAGUGGAAAAAAAAAAUCGAUGAGUUUUAUCAUCACUCAAGGCUGUAGUUUUACACUGUUCUUGUAUGUAUGUAUGUAUGUAUGCAUCUGUUUUAAAUGAAAAUGAAGAAAGGAAAAAAAAAGCAUGUUCCGAAGAAAAGAAGGAUCCAUCCUGGAUGAAGAGAUACAUUUCUGUAUUUCUAUAUAGAUAUAUAGAUAUACUGAUGUGUAUAUAUUUAUGUAAGUGCUGUGUUUUAUUCCUCUCAUGUGUCUUUGCACUGAGGCAAAAGACACUCUGAUGUGGAAAGAAAUGCACACGAUGAUUCAAAAUGCUUUUUUCUAGCCUGCUUGUGCUAAUGGUUCCAGAGAAGAAAAAACCACACAAAGCAGAGCUAACCCUAAGGACAUGAACCACAGAGAGAUCACUGCAGAUUGGGUCGCAGAUUUUUUUUCUCUCUUUUCAAGAAAACAUACAGAUGAGGAAACACAUGUUUGCUGUAUUCAAAGGAGUGCAGAAGUCUUGAGAGUAACUGUUUUGAAUGGAGCCAGUCAUCAAAUAGCUGAUAAUGCACUACCAUGUUUUCUCUGCUUACCUACAUAGUGUUUUACCCUUUAUAUAAAAGAGCUAUGUUGUCCUCCCUAUCCAGUAGGGAGUUCUGCUGAAAUGGGAGACUUUACUAUGGUUAUAUUUCAAGAAAUGUUGUUGAUAUGCUGCUUUGCAAACAUCAUCACUAUUUGACUUGCAGUAAAAAAAAAAAAAAGAAAAAAAAAGAAAAAAAA
This is a messenger RNA of Acipenser ruthenus (sterlet), 8479 nucleotides long. RefSeq names its product voltage-dependent N-type calcium channel subunit alpha-1B-like. The record is from RefSeq and is a predicted model, not a curated record. Gene Ontology annotation, biological process: chemical synaptic transmission; calcium ion import across plasma membrane. Lineage: Eukaryota; Metazoa; Chordata; Actinopteri; Acipenseriformes; Acipenseridae. The transcript is spliced from 48 exons. Gene Ontology annotation, cellular component: voltage-gated calcium channel complex; membrane; neuronal cell body. Gene Ontology annotation, molecular function: high voltage-gated calcium channel activity. The coding region runs from base 295 to 7674 and encodes 2459 amino acids.